This is a messenger RNA of Cuscuta campestris, 2381 nucleotides long. The record is from the annotation of a GenBank genome assembly. Lineage: Eukaryota; Viridiplantae; Streptophyta; Magnoliopsida; Solanales; Convolvulaceae.
GGUAAUGAAGAUGUUUUUUCUCAUCCUUAUCAACUAGAAAUGUUUUGGCAAGGGUCCUACAUUAUUUUUUCUUUUUUCACCCUUUUCUUUCUCAACCAAACAUUAGAAACUAUAUUAAAAUUUAUGUUUACUCAUCUUCAUUUUUCUUUCUUUGAUACUAUUUUUUCACCGACCAAUCAACAGUUAAAGAAAGUAUUGUAAUAUAAAAAUGUAUACUUAGAAUUGGUUAGGCUAUAAGGUAUAGUUCAUCUCUUCCCCUUUUUUCUCCAACUCCCAAUUAAGUGCCAAAUCAAUUUUUUCAUUUACUCUCCUUUUCAUCUAUAAGUUAUUUCAUAGACUCAGUUGUAUCGCUCUUCCAGUACAGUCAGCGUUAAAUUUGGGAGAAAGUCACGCAACCCUGCGUUGAUCACAGAGACCCUUGAUGCGACAAAGAAAAGCGCAUAGUGGCGGCAACCUCACCCAAUAUGAUGGCUACAGCAAUGAUGGUUCUUCUACAAUAGCGACUCUCUAGGCGGUGAUUCGACUGACAACUACUCUAAUGCAACGGGGACACUCGAUCAGUAAGGGCACAAGAUGAAAGGAUGAAGAUGAUAUAAUUUGGAUUGUGGGUAUUCGUACAUUAUGAAAAGGAGAUAUAUUUGAACACUAGCUGGGAACGCACAAUGUGCGAGGGUGCCCAGAGUGCAGUGCAUAGGUAAUUUCUAACUUACAGUAAAGGGAGUAAGGGAUUUAAUUACAACCAAGAAAGCAUUGCAAGUUAAAAAGGAGGGUUAGGGAGCAGUCUCAAUUUUUUUUCUUUAAACCAAACGAGUGCAAAAGAAGUAGUUUAGGUGCUUGUUACUUAGGCAUGUAAGAGAGUGCAAAAAAAAGUUAUUUUACUUUAUCAGCCAACUUUUUUUGUUGAUGUCAAUGGCAUCAAGGCAUUCCAUAUGUGACCUUUUUUUAUUCAUUUGAUUCAUCUAUUCUUGCCCCUUAGGCGGAUGGGAUUGAUUAACUCUAAGAAUUGAAAUAGAAGUUAAUAGAAGAAUUGAAGCUUUAAAAACUAAAAGUUGAACUUGCUUUCCCUUAAAGAAAAAACUCAAAGCUGAAAUUUGAGCUUCAUAUCGAUUUGAUCACUUGUUCAAUGAAAAAUACUGUAAUAUUGAACUUAAAUACGUGCCAUAACUUGGGUAGACAGACAUCACCAAGACUUUUGUUUAAUAUGAUUAUCUUAUUGAAAGAAAGGGAAAAGAAGCCAAAGUUAUUACCUAAUUCCACAUCAAUUCUUGAAUUAGAACUAUGAAGCAAUCCGGGAUGAGGGAGAAGAAGCUCAAGACCAUUUGGACUCUUAAAUUUCAAUAAAAAAUGAAAUGAAAAUACAUUCCCAAAUUGAUAAUUACAAUCGACACUUAAUUAACAUCCAUUUAGAAACCAAGAAAUAAACCCCAAAUUGAGAAACUGUAACAAUAAAACAUCAUUAUAUAAAAAUUUCAUUUAUCAAACAUCUAUUAUUCAAAACCCAAAAAGUCAAAUACCAACAAAUUAUCAAACCCUAAAAAAUUAGAAUUCAAUAUAUAGAAAAAAAAGAACGCAUUAGGAAUCACUGAUUACAUACCCCAUAAUCCCAAAUUGAAGGGGGCCUCUAGUGUACCGCACGUACUAUGCCGUGAUUGACUCCUGGUUGGCGCUCUAAGUUCUAACAGAUGGGGGAUUCAUGAGAGAGGAGUCUCAGAUCACGAAGAAAGGGAAAUAUGGGAAAGAAAGUGGGUCAACGAGUAAAAAUAUGAUUUGGGUCUAUGAUAAUUUGGUAUUUACACUGUGAAGAGUGGCAAUAAGUUCUCACUUAAGAUGCUACGAUUGAUAGGCAUGGAACAAAUCAGAUGCUUCAAAAAAAGUUAUGGAAAGUUUGUGUUAUCCUUAAGGUGUGCAACCUUAUCUGGAGGGCGUCUAAAUAUUCUCCCUUGCCUUAGUGAUUUGGUGGCGAUGAGGGUAACACUUCAAGAUGUUUGUCCACUAUGCCAUGCUUCAGAAGAGACCGUCUUGCAUAUUUUUGUGCAUUGUCCCUUAGCACAACAAGUUUGGAGUACCUCCUUUCUUGGAUUAUAUGCUCCAUUUGUUGGAUCUUUCCAAGAACUUUUAAAGACUAGUGGAAGGUGGUGUUGUGGUGGCUUCGACGCGUCAUACCUUGACUAACAUUAGAGUUUGGGCUGGUGUUACGAUUUGAUGAUAGAGGCCACUGGUGAUUUAUCUCAAGGUGAACAUGGAUGCCUCAAUGGGAUUCGUUGAUGGAUUAAUGGGCUUGGAUUUCAUUGCGUGUGAUCACAAAGGUUGGUUCAUAGCUGCCGAGAACGUCAGAUGUAGAGAGAGUUUUGGUAUAAGAGAAGUAAAUGCCAUUACACUUA